CAUAGUCACAGCAGCGCUAUAUUUCCGCAGUGUGGCCCGCGUUUGGCUGUCUUUGUGUGCUAAGCUGGCUUGUGGAACCUGCCUUCUCUCUGUUUCUCUCUCCGCUCGCCACACAUAUAAAUAUAAAUAAUCCAAAAAAAAAAAAAAAGAAAAGAUUUCUGUAAGACAAAGUUGAACUCAGUAAAAACUGUUGGUAGUGUAAGAGAAGAGGAAAGAGAGACACAGGACAGGACUGAUGGAAACCAAGAAACUGAAAGGAAAAUUACAUGAGGUUGAGACCCGAAACUGCACUGCUUCUGAAUAUAGCUCAGACCAUACAGAUAAGAAAAAGAAGAAGAGAAUGCAAUUACAGAGGAAGAAAAAGGGGGUUUCAAGGAAGCCCAAGAGUCUGAAAUCUAAGGAUAAAAAAGUCUGCGCAGAUAAUACCAACAAAUCAGGAAGCAUUGCACGAAAGAGGACCCGAUAUACCGACCUAUAUGAUGAUGUUGAAGCUAAGUUUUCCGUUAUGGAGCGAGCAGAAAAAGUGCUAGCCCGUCUAGAAAAUGAGCUCCCUCAUUUUGUAAAGUGUAUGCUGCCAUCAAAUGUUGCUCAUGGAUUUUGGCUGCAUCUACCAAAAAAAUUCUGCAGUGUUCAUUUGCCCAAUCAUGAUACCUCCAUCGUGUUGGUGGAUGAGUGGGGAAAUGAGUACAAGACAUCUUAUCUUCUGGAGAGGCACGGCCUAAGUGCUGGAUGGAGGGGUUUUUCCAUAUCGCACAGAUUGCUGAAAGGAGAUAUACUAAUUUUCCAUUUGACGGGACCUUGCAAACUAAAGGUGCACAUUGUGAGAGUAAAUGACUCAGACGUUGUAGGAGCUGCACUUUGCCUCAUGGAUAUGGAUGCUUCCAGGAGAGGGACAAAUGCUGAAAGCAUGAAGAGAGAUAACAAGAAGCGAAAGAAAACAAAGUAUGUGGAGCCGUUUCUGCUUGAUAUUUCUACACCUCUGGAAAACAAAGGAAAAAACGCACCAAGCUCUAUUCCUGCGCCUGUGGCGGAUCGAUCUGCAAGUAAGGGUGAUGGUUUUAGUUACGAAGUCAUUGAAGGUUCUGAAAUUACGAAUCAGCCUCAAUCUAAGGACCUAUGCUAUCCUAAGACGUCAUUUCUGCAUGACCAUUCCCGUGAGGGCGUCAUUUGUCGGUAGACUCCCAACGAGAAUGUGGCGAAGAGCACUUGUGACUGCCCGCCUCCCAUUUUGUAGAGUCCAUAGGCAUCAAAUCAGGGGGAAAAGAUGUAAAAAGUCCCAACGUAUUUGGUAAAGACGGCACAAGUUUUUGACUCGAUCCUGAAUCAUGAGAAGCUUCAAACUUCGAUUUUCAUCUUGGGACGGUAAGGGUAGAAUAUAGAAACUGUGAAAGUGUUUCGAAAUACAACAUUCUGACGAAAGGCCUGAAUAUAUAUAAUACUGAUAUCGACAUCCAAAGGUAAAAAGUAAGUAAAUUGAACUAUUGUAAGUGCAUGUAAUGUGUUAGAUGUAUGAUGUCUAUACAGAACCUUCACUCACAUGGUCGAGCGGAGGAUUUGUAAUGAAUGCAAUCGUUAUAGCGUUGUCAGAUUUGAAGGUGGCUUGUGAAUUCUGCGGAAUUUUUUUGGGUUAUGUACAAGUUCGAGUUUGUAUCAAAGGAUCACAUUAUGCUGCCGUA
This is a messenger RNA of Sesamum indicum (sesame), 1676 nucleotides long. RefSeq lists its product as uncharacterized. Gene Ontology annotation, molecular function: DNA binding. Lineage: Eukaryota; Viridiplantae; Streptophyta; Magnoliopsida; Lamiales; Pedaliaceae. The record is from RefSeq and is a predicted model, not a curated record.